Molecule: messenger RNA, 3313 nt
Organism: Cololabis saira (Pacific saury)
Lineage: Eukaryota; Metazoa; Chordata; Actinopteri; Beloniformes; Belonidae
Gene: cdh17
Product: cadherin 17, LI cadherin (liver-intestine)
Exons: 19
Coding region: 99-2693 (864 amino acids)
Biological process (GO): cell morphogenesis; homophilic cell-cell adhesion; calcium-dependent cell-cell adhesion
Cellular component (GO): plasma membrane; adherens junction; catenin complex
Molecular function (GO): calcium ion binding; cadherin binding
Source: RefSeq, a predicted model, not a curated record
CAUUUGGUUAACGUUUCACAGCACUGUGACAGCCUGCAGCUCCUUGGAUCAUUCAGAGGUCUGACAGGUGACUCGAUCACUCCUGUAAGGCUGUGAUAAUGACACCCAUGGUGCAUCUGUUGUUACUCCUGUUCCUGAGCAGCAUUGCUGUUGGGAAGGAUCUGGAGGAGAAGAAGGGUCCAUUCCAGGACACUGAACUGGACGUGGCGGAGGGGACACCAGUACCCUAUGCACUGCAUCAGUUUCAGAUGGCAGGUGCGAGGGUUGAUGGUUUCAGGCUGAGUGGAGAAGGUAAGGAUGAUAUCAGGAUCUCAAAGGAUGGUUGGCUUUUCCUCGAGAAACCUCUGGAUUGGUCGAGAGAUAACCACUACAUUCUCACGGUGGAGGCCCUGGCAGAUGAUGUCGUGGUUGGUAACUCUAUCGUUGUGACCAUAAAUGUUUUGGACAUCAAUAACAACGCCCCGAUCUUCAACCAGAGCGGCUACACAGCUACGGUUCGAGAACACAAUCCAGCAGGUGUCACUUUUACUCAAGUGUUCGCAUCGGACAUGGACGACCCGGAGACCCCCAACGCUCAACUGAGUUACAGCCUGGUCAGCCAGAUCCCCAACAAUCACAACAUCCUCCUGUUCCAGAUCGAUCCUAAUACUGGAGAGAUCUCCACCACAGAAGAAGGAGAAGAGAUGCUGAAGGCCAAAGAAGGGAUACAUUAUGGCAGGGGAGAAGACGGGAGCAUUGAUGCUCUGAAAGGGAAGUUUGACGAGUACUGUUCCGUGCAGAAAGUCCCUUAUGAACAAAACCCCUUCUUCACUUGUGUGGAGAGAGCAGAACAGAGGAGGCGUAACGUGGACCCACUGGAGAACCCCGACUACACCCUAAUUGUGCGAGUGCAGGAUCAGAGGGGAACUUUAGAAAAACCGCUGAGUGGAAACACCAGAGUAAGCAUCGCAGUGCGGCAAAACAUGUGGAUGAACCCUGGGCCCAUAACUGUCCAAGAGAACUUAAAGGGAGCUUACCCUCGGGUCAUUGCUAAGGUCCGGUCUAAUGACCCUGAUGCCAUCUACAGACUGGUACAGAAAGAAAGACAGCUGAAAUUCCCCUUUAAGAUCACAGAAGAUGGAGAAAUAUUACUGACAGAAGAGCUCGACAGAGAGGAAAAAGACAUGUACAUCCUGGUUGUUUUUGCAAUGGAUGCACAUGACAACGAAGUGGAUCCACCUAUGGAGAUUCAGGUCUUGGUGGAGGAUGUGAAUGAUAAUGGACCAGUGUGUGAACAUGAGGAGAGUGUGUUUGAGCUGCAGGAAGAGGAGCCUGUAGGCAGCGAGGUAGGACACCUGUUGGCCCACGACAACGACAUGGAAGGGACAUUGAAUUCCCAGCUGACUUACGCCAUCGAGUCCCAAAGUUCUCCCACCACCCAAGCCUUCUCCAUUGAUGACACCGGAACAAUUCAGGCGCUGCGGUUGUUUAGGCGAAAGGAGCAGGCGGUCUAUAACCUCAACGUCAGAGUCAGUGACUCAGAUUUCAGCACAGUCUGCAAGGUGGUUAUCAAGAUCAUUGGCGUCAACAACGAGUUGCCUCUGUUUGAGAAGAAAGAUUAUGGCAGCCAAACCCUGGCAGAGGACACUCCUGUGGGACACACUGUGGUCACCAUCAAAGCAACAGACGGUGAUGAACCCGGCAGCGGCGUUUCGAUUAUUGAGUUCCACAUCUCUGCAGGCGACGAUGACGAACGCUUUAUCGUGGAAACUGACGGGAACGGUGUUGGUCAUCUGGUUGUAGCAAAGCCUCUGGACUUUGAGUCCUCUCCCAUGCACAACCUCAAGAUUGAUGCUCGCAACCCAGAGCCACUGAGGAAAGAUCUGCAAUACGGCAGCGAGUCCACUGUCACCGUCUCUGUGACAGUCACCAAUGUGGAUGAGGCCCCAGAGUUUAGCCUGGACAUGGACAUGGCUGUGUCUGUAGCUGAGGAUGCCACCAAGGGGUCGGUGCUGCUCAAGGUGGAAGCACAGGACCCAGAAGGGAAAGAGAUCAGAUUUAAGUUGGAUGGUGAUGCUCAAGGCUGGCUGGAAAUCGAUGCUUCCACUGGAGAGAUCAAGACCAAAAACAUACUGGACAGAGAGAAAGUGGAGAGCUUUGAUGUCACAGUCAUCGCCUUUGAGAAAGGAAACCCUGAGAUGUCGUCCGAACGCGUGGUCCACGUUAACCUGAUAGAUGUCAAUGACAACGUCCCCAAACUGACUGAGACGCAGUCCUACAUCUGCAUGAAGGACAUGAAGCCUGUCAUCAUCAAGGCUGAAGAUAAAGACGGCGCUCCUUUCUCCAAACCUUUCACUUUCAGCUUCGCCAACAGCAAGAAAUCACCCAACUGGGAGCUUCACAAAGUCGAUGAUGAAUCAGCUGAGCUGCGCCUGAAGAAAAAGCCAACUCAGGAUCGAACGUUCCCUCUCAGUAUCAACAUUGUUGACAAUGCAGGCGUAGGAAUCACACAGUUAUUUGAGGUGAGAGUAUGCAACUGCACAGAACUGGGCCACUGCUACACCGCACCUCAUGGAGUUGGAUUCAAACCUGAAAUAGGAGCAACCGUCGGGAUCCUUGCAGGCGUUCUGGGAUUUUGCCUUAUCGCCUUCAUCAUAGUGAUUAAACGCACAGGUAAAAAGAGCAAGUCUGAGGAGGAGAAUGCCAUGAUGUAAAGGCACAUGUGAUGUUUUAUUUAUAUACACUAAUAUCAAAAAUGAAGCUCAAGAGGUUUUGCAACUUGUACAACAUGAAUACACUCCUGUUCCUGCAAACCCAAAAACAUGUCUUUUUUGCUCUUCAGAGGACUAUACAUUCACUAGACCUUUGGCAAUUCUUUAAUUUUUUUUUAUCAUUUGGCCAUUUUAUAGCACCCUUCACUGCUAAACCAGAGACUAUAGAUGCAGCUUCCCAGCCAAUAAAGGCAUAUUUACAGGCAUCCUCCCCUUGAUUAAUGAACUUUCUCCAUGUAAAAUAAAUUAAGAAAAUUGCAUAAGUAAGUCAAUAGAACCACGUUCCAGUCCCCCCACCCCCCCAAAAAAAUAAAAAUAAAAUCAUGCAGCUUGUUGAGAAACAUGUUAAAGUCUGUUUUCAAGACUUUGGCUCUUUUAUUAGUAGCUUUAUCAUCUUCCAUGAUUAAAUUAUUGUUUUCGUUCUCUGCUUUUUGUGUUGAUCCAGAGCUUGUUAUUUUAUUCACUCCUGCUGAUGUCAAGUAACAUGUUAAUGAGCAAUUAUAACUAUGGUUUUGUAAAGAAGCAGCUAAUACCCUAGUUACCAAUAAACAAAAAAGUGGGAA